UCGUCGCUUUCAGUUUAUCCACGACCGUAGAAGCAAUCAAUCGGGUCUAGUCAUGGCGAAAGAUCUCGUAAUUCUCGCCUAUUCUGGUGGUCUGGAUACUAGCUGCAUCCUGAAAUGGCUGAUCCAAAAAAACUACGAUGUGGUAUGCUUUAUGGCCGAUGUUGGACAGAAUGAAGAUUUUAAAAAAGCUCAGGAGAAGGCUUUGGCGAUAGGAGCUAAAGAUGUGAUCGUGGAAGACUUGCGUAAAGAGUUCGUAUCGAACUACAUGCUGCCCGCAGUGCAAAUGGGACUGGUGUACGAAAGUCGGUACUAUCUGGGAACUUCUCUAGCAAGACCCUGCAUUUCAGUCGGCCUAGUAAAUGCUGCAAAGAAACUCGGAGCCAAAUACAUUUCUCAUGGAGCGACAGGCAAGGGCAACGAUCAAGUGCGAUUCGAACUUAGUGUUUACUCAUUGUGGCCUGAAGGUAAGAUUAUAGCACCCUGGCGGCUCCCGGAGUUUUUUGAAAGAUUUCAAGGACGGAGUGAUCUUAUUGAAUUCGCAAAAAAAGAGAACAUUCCUGUGUCAGCUACUCCCAAAGAACCAUGGUCAACAGACGAAAAUAUAAUGCACAUCAGUUAUGAAUCCGGCGUGCUUGAGGAUCCUGGAGCAAUUCCACCAAGCGGCAUCUUCAAAAUUACGCGGGAUCUAAGGCAGGCAGAAGACUAUCCAAGCACGAUCGAUAUAAACUUUGAAAAAGGAUUACCAGUCUCCGUCCGUAUCCCAAGUGGACAUGAGAAGUCUCUCGUGCUAACUGAUCCACUUGCUGUAGUGGAAACUCUAAAUAAAUUGGGAGGGCAACACGGAGUAGGCCGCAUUGACAUCGUGGAGAACCGAUUCUUGGGAUUAAAGUCCCGAGGACUUUACGAGACCCCAGCUGGAACCAUCCUUCACAUCGCUCAUGUUGAUUUAGAGGCAUAUGCUCUUGAUAAGGAAGUUCUAAGAGUCAAGAAAUAUCUUCAAGAUAAAAUGGCUGAUUUUGUUUACAACGGAUUUUGGUUUUCACCUGAAGCAACCUACACCCGAAAAUGCUUGGAACUGUCCCAAGAAACCGUUACCGGAAUGGUUACGGUACAAAUAUACAAAGGGAAUGUUAUCAUACUAGCGAGGAAGAGCGCAGCGAGUUUGUACAACAAAGAUCUGGUAUCAAUGGACAUUGCUGGUGGCUUCUCACCUGAAGACAGCACUGGAUUCAUCAACAUAAACGCUCUCCGUCUUAAGGAAUAUGCUAGAUUCAGCAAGCAAUCUCAAUAAAUGUUUGAUGUUUUAUUCAAAAUAACUGAA
Helicoverpa zea (corn earworm) is the source of this 1321-nucleotide messenger RNA. It is a transcript of the gene Ass, whose product is annotated as argininosuccinate synthase. NCBI's taxonomy places the organism in Eukaryota, Metazoa, Arthropoda, Insecta, Lepidoptera, Noctuidae. Gene Ontology annotation, cellular component: cytoplasm. Bases 53 to 1291 code for a protein of 412 amino acids. Gene Ontology annotation, biological process: urea cycle; L-arginine biosynthetic process. The record is from RefSeq and is a predicted model, not a curated record. The transcript is spliced from 9 exons. Gene Ontology annotation, molecular function: argininosuccinate synthase activity; ATP binding.